AUUAUCUUCUCUUUGUGAUGGCCCAGAAAUCAUAGCUAUGCCUCAAUCUCAGGGUUCUGUGUGCCUUGAGGAGGUGUCCAUAUAUUUCACAAAAGAGGAGUGGGCGUUGCUGGAUUGUGGCCAAAGAGCCUUGUAUAGGGAAGUUAUGCUGGAGAAUUCUUGGAAUGCAGCCACCCUGGAGAAACCAUAUAAAUGCAUGGAAUGUGGCAAGAGCUUUAGUGUGAACAGUCACCUAAUUUCCCAUCAGAGGAUCCACACAGGAGAGAAACCUUAUAAAUGUAAGGAAUGUGGAAAGAGCUUUAGUGUGAACAGUAGCCUGACUUAUCAUAAAAGGACCCACACAGGGGAGAGACCAUAUAGAUGCAUGGAAUGUGGAAGGAGUUUUAGUGUGAAUAGUAGCCUUAUUUCCCAUCAAAGAAUCCAUACAGGAGAGAAACCAUAUAAAUGCAUGGUAUGUGGAAAGAGCUUCAGAAGAACUGCUAAUCUUAUUUGCCAUCAAAGGAUCCACACAGGAGAAAAACCGUAUAAAUGUGUGGAAUGUGGAAAGAGUUUCAAUGAAAACAGAGAGCUUACUUCCCAUCAAAGGAUCCACACAGGAGAAAAACCAUAUGCAUGUAUGGAGUGUGGAAAGCGAUUCCGUAAUAGCAGAAGCCUUAGUUCCCACCAAAGGAUCCAUACAGGGGAGAAACCUUUCCAAUGCUUGGAAUGUGGAAAGAGCUUUAGUAUCAACAGUAGCCUUACUUUCCAUCAAAGGACCCACACAGGAGAGAAACCUUAUAAAUGUUUGGUUUGUGGAAAGAGCUUUAGCAUGAACAGUCACCUUACUUCCCAUCAAAGGAUCCACACAGGGGAGAAACCUUAUAAAUGUAUGGAGUGUGAAAAGAGCUUUAGUCAGAACAGUAACCUUAUUUCCCAUCAAAGAAUCCACACAGGGGAGAAACCAUAUAAAUGUACAGAAUGUGGAAAGAGCUUUCGUGUGAACAGUAGCCUUAAUUCCCAUCAAAGGAUCCACACAGGGGAGAAACCAUAUAAAUGUGCAGAGUGUGGAAAGAACUUUCGUGUAAACAGUAGCCUUAAUUCCCAUCAAAAGACCCACACAAGACAAAAGCCUUUUAAGUGUAUUCAAUUCCAAGUUAUUACAACCACACCACAAAACCGGUUGUUGAACCUCCCGUCUAUAUGCUGACUCAUUUCCAUUUCGAAU
Python bivittatus (Burmese python) is the source of this 1204-nucleotide messenger RNA. NCBI's taxonomy places the organism in Eukaryota, Metazoa, Chordata, Lepidosauria, Squamata, Pythonidae. The record is from RefSeq and is a predicted model, not a curated record.